AGCUGUUAUCCACGCUGUGAGUUUGGGCUACACGUUUUACUAAAAAUGUGACUUUGACCGUCACUAAAAUGUACACAACACUUUUCAAGAGACGUCAUUUGUUGACGGGGAAACAUUUUACAUGGCUGACAGUUCAUAAAUGACUGUUAACGGACAUUUUCAUUCACGUGCAGCCCUCGUGGGUCACUGCCCAUCGUCACAGGCUGUCUUUUCGGUUUACCUUCGUUGUUUUCAGACAUUUAUUACAUCCGAUAAUCGAGGUCAGACGUCGGCUAACGGUUGUGUCGUUGCCCACAUCAGUAGCGGACUCUCCGGGUACGGGGACUCAGAGGUGAACAUGAACCCACCAAAGCGACUCCGCACCACAGAAGAUGAAGCAGACACCCCGACAGGAGGGCAGCAGGAGGAGGAGGAGGAGGAGAGAAGAGCAGUGAAUGUGAGUAUUGUCAUGCCAAUGUACAAUGCAUCCUGUUGGCUGGAUGAAUGUCUGCAGGCCAUAUUACACCAAGACUUCACUGGAACCAUGGAGCUCUCUGUCUUUGACGAUGCAAGCACCGAUGAGUCCAGGAAAGUGUUGGAGGGCUGGAGGGAGAGGCUGGAGGCGAGGGGCAUCACAGUCACGAUCUCUGGCCACGACUCUGCAAAACCCAGAGGAGUGGGAUAUGCAAAGAACAAGGCAAUAUCUCAGAGUUGUGGACAAUACUUGUGCUUUCAGGAUGCGGAUGAUGUUAUGUUUCCCCAAAGAGUUCGUCUGCAGUACGAGGCGUCUCUCCUCCACCCAAACUCUCUGAUUGGCUGUAAAGUCCAGAGGGUUCCCGAGGGAUCUACUGAGCGUUACACUCGCUGGAUCAACACAAUCACUGAAGAUCAGCUCAUCACACAGGUGUACACGUCUCAUGGGCCCACAGUCGUCAUGCCAACAUGGUUCUGCUCAAGGAGCUGGUACCUGAAGGUUGGACCGUUCGAUGAAGGAGGCAAGGGAGUCCCAGAGGACUUGCUCUUCUUCUACCAGAGUCUUCGUCAGGGAGGGGGCAUGGCCAGGGUUGACCAGUGCCUGCUAGUGUACCGUUACCACGAGAAGGCCGCCACUCACUCUGUAACAGAGGAAACCAUUUGGAAGCUGCGAGUAGAUUUCCUGCAGGAGAGAGUUCUCAGCCAAUGGGAGAGCUUCACCAUAUGGAACGCCGGGAAACAGGGCCGGAAGCUGUACCGAAGCCUGAGUCCGGCUAAUCAGGAGAAGGUGAAGGCUUUCUGUGAUGUCGACGAGAACAAGAUCCAGAAAGGCUUUUACACGUACGAGGAGUCCAAGAAAAGACCUAAGCCGAAAAUCCCAGUGCUGCACUACAAAGCUGCCUCCGCCCCCUUCAUUAUCUGUGUCAAACUGGACAUGACAGGAGGCGUCCUGGAGGAAAACCUCAACUCUUUGCAGCUGAAGGAAGGAAGAGAUUACUACCAUUUUAACUGACUGCUCAGAGGGAUGGAGACAACAGGAGGAGCCGUGCAGCUUUAACAGGCUCAGAGGAAUGCACACAAACUGAGGGACAUGCAGGUGAUAAGAGGACUAAAGGGGACUGGACACUGGGACAGAGUCAGGCUGCAUCCACACGACUACGAUUUUGUCAUAAAACACAUAACUACUGCUGCUCUGGUGUUUUGGUGCCCCAAAAACUGAGACCUUUGAAAACACUGCUGAGUCAGUUUUAGUUUAAAACCCCGGGGCUGAGUUUUAGUUUUGGAAACAAUGACACAGACAUUUAUGUUUGCUUCCCAGUUGGGUCGUUUCAGUCACAGCUUGUGAAGUCAAAACAUUACAGCCAGGUCUACAUGCCUUUUGUGAUUUUAUCCUUUCUGUAUGGGUGCUCCUUUCCCAUUGCUGUGGCUUCCUCCAGAGAUGGAUAUUGCUCCCAGCACUAUUCUAAUAUCUCGAUGUAUUUGCUUUGCAACGACUCCCAGUCAAUGAUUUCCACUGCCUUGACUACCUUAUACUCAUAUGUUAAUUUAAGUAACAGUUCAACCUCUUUGUCAGCCCAAGCCAAGAAAUCUCUAGUCCUACCUUUUGCCACCUUUGUAGAAUUUUCUCAAACUAAGCAAUCAACCACAAAGUAGACUGUAGGCUGGUUAUGUUAUCUUCAGACUGGGACUACUUUAUAUUCCUCUGCUUUCAGUCUUUAUGCUAAGCUAAGCGAACCAGAUCCUGGCUGUAGCUCCAUAUUUAGCUGUCAGGUAUGAGAGUGGUAUUGAUCAUCUUGUCUAAUUACAAGACAAGGACAAGGACAAUAGAAUGACUAACAUGCAUGUUCCCCAAAAUGUCGACCCAUGCAUUUUAAAAGCUGGAACGUGGAUGUUUAGGCUCAUAGAAGUAACUAUAACUUGACCUAGAGUGGAAAGAUAUGAUAAGAAACAAAAUGGAGGAAUGAUUUGGUAAUAGAAAGAGAAAGAAGACAGUAUUAGGCCUUUAUGUUUCACUCUUCGGAGGACGUGUAAGAAGACAUGACUUGCUGAUGUUUACCAUUGAAAGAAUAAAUUAUUAUUGUGUUUUCUAA
Messenger RNA from Epinephelus lanceolatus (giant grouper), 2543 nucleotides. RefSeq names its product queuosine-tRNA galactosyltransferase (gene qtgal). NCBI's taxonomy places the organism in Eukaryota, Metazoa, Chordata, Actinopteri, Perciformes, Serranidae. The record is from RefSeq and is a predicted model, not a curated record.